AUGGACUUGGUUAUAUUGCUUUAUUCCCUAUUGGUAAAAGUAGCAACAGUGACUUCUGUCAAGCAUUGCUAUCAAUGCUCGGAUGCGAAUAUUGAGACCCAUUAUGGCGUGUUUUUUGUUAACCCUCGUGUACUACAGGAUGGGAAUCGCAGCGAUUUGAAGAAAUGUGACAGGUUCAGCGUCCCUGUGGUGGAGUGCAACAGCAGUUGUUUUUCUCUGAACGUCACCUCACUUCAUGCUAAGGAUCGCGAGGUUCUGCCAUUCGGAACUGCUCAUGGGUGCUCGCAAUAUGUGAUAAGUGAAGAUAUCGAAGAUCAUUCCGGUUGCUUCAAGAAGGACAUUCUACUCAGGACCAUUCCGCCAUACGUUGUACAAGCAGAAUACUGUAACUGUGAUGGAGAUCUUUGCAAUAGCAUAAGCUAUAUAGUCCCAGUCCCGCCUCAACGAACCUCUUCGGGAAAACAUCACUUCUACGUGAACAAUGUAAAAAAUCCGGAUAAUGCAGUUUCUUUCGCCUUCCCGUCAUUUCUUCUAGUGUUGUACCUUUUCACUCAAGGACCUUAA
Necator americanus (New World hookworm) is the source of this 564-nucleotide messenger RNA. RefSeq lists its product as uncharacterized. The record is from RefSeq and is a predicted model, not a curated record. Lineage: Eukaryota; Metazoa; Nematoda; Chromadorea; Rhabditida; Ancylostomatidae. The transcript has 5 exons. Bases 1 to 564 code for a protein of 187 amino acids.